Molecule: messenger RNA, 414 nt
Organism: Racocetra fulgida
Lineage: Eukaryota; Fungi; Glomeromycota; Glomeromycetes; Diversisporales; Gigasporaceae
Source: the annotation of a GenBank genome assembly
GCUUUCAAGUCUAAUUUUUUCAUUGCUAUUGCUUUACCAAAUCUAAACCUCAUAAAAAUAGAAAGAUAUGUUUGCUUUGAUAAGAUUGCUGAAGGUUCUAUACAAGCAUUGCCCAAUAAUAAUACUAAAGAGAAAACUAAUAAUGAGACAUUAACUUACCAAGAUUUGAAAAACCUUGAUAAUAAUAUACCAGUUGAUACAAGCACUGUUUUCACUUUACAGGAAUCUUCUAAAUCUGCCAUUGAUAGUGCUGUAGAUAAAAACCAAAUCUUAUUGAAAGAAGAUAAUGAAGACAAUGAUUGUAAAGUAUUAAACAAUGAAAUAAUUAGUAUUCAAGCUCCACAAGAAGAACUUCUUCAAGAGGCUUGUAUAAAUGUUGUUAAUAUGGAAAAUAAAAAUUAUGUAAUCGAAUAG